CCUCUUUACCUCAAGACAUGAAUUUCAGAGCUUGUAAUCAACUAACGCUUUCAUCAAGAGGACCUCUUUCGUUUAGCUCACUUGAUGUGGCCAAUUUUGAUUCGGGUGCCACUCUAUUCAUUUCUAUAUCACACAAAUGAGAAGGAUUUAACAGGCCUUUUCUGUCCAGACUCCAGACAUUUUCAGGCUAUCUGCUUCUUGAAGGAGAUAUAGAAAAGGAUUGAGAAUAUGUCUGGAUGCAGUAAAUCACCUAAAAAUGAUCAACAUUCAAUCAAAUAUAGAGGGAAUCAACAUAAGGGGGCACCCUUUGAGGCUGAUCUUUCUUGUGUAGAUUAUUCGCCUUCUCUUUCCAAUAAAGAGAAUAAACAAUGCUACGAAAGAUCUCAACUGAAGUCCCGUGAGAUACUGAGCACACCUCAGCUCAUCUCUGCAAUAGGCCAGAUAUGGGAUUCUGCAAGUCGCCCACUUUCAUUUUUACUCUCGAAGGAAAAGGUGAACCGAGAUGAUAAAGGAUUCCCAAAAGAGAAAAUUUUGGAUAGCAUUGAUGAGAAAAGGAAUGGCUUGGUAUAUACUUCAAAUUACACUACUUACUAUCCUGUUAAUAUGGGGGAUACUGGAUAUGGUUCACAGAUAGUGCAGGAAAAAAUGGAUUUUCCCAAGGUAAAACAGAUGUUAGCCCUUGAGUCUUCUAAUGAAAGCCAAAAAUUUGUUCAUUCUUUAUUCCAGAGAUUUUUGCAGGCAAGUGAUAACAAUUCAGGAAAUGCUCAUAAGGGACUAAACUAUCAUGCAAAGGUUACUGAGCCUGAGAACCUGAAAACUAAUUCUCCUGAGGCUGGGGGCUGCUUUUCAAUAGAUACAAGCACCCCUGCUUUGGCUAAUGAGAGUGAUGUGUGCGGCCCUGAUUUAAUUGUACAUGAAGGUCGACCAUUAUCUAAUGAUGUGAUUCUGGACACAAGAAAAGUUAGCCCUCUGUGUUCAGACUAUGUUAUUCAACCUGUACCUUAUUCUGACACAGAUGUUGGUGCUUGUCAUACCCUAUCUUCUAGUGUCAAUGCGGACUAUCAUAUUAACUCUUCAUCCACCUGUAAUAGCACUUCUGUGCAGUGCCAACAUGAGAUUGAUAAUAAUGAAUUGAUGGAAAUCCAAAGAAGACAGUUCUCAGAUGUAACUGAUGAUGAACCUAAGGUACAGAUCUUUUCCACAACCCAUCAAAAGCCUGGUUAUUCCCUUGCCAAGCAAGAACAUGCUGUUUCUGGGGCAUUGGCUGGUAUAUGUGUCAGCCUAUGUCUGCAUCCCAUUGACACAAUAAAGACAGUCAUUCAAUCAUGUCAUGCUGAACAGAGGUCCCUCUUUUACAUUGGCAAAUCAAUUGUUUCUGAUAGAGGUUUGCCUGGACUAUAUCGUGGAAUUACUACAAACAUUGCAUGUUCAGCUCCAAUUUCUGCAGUUUAUACUUUCACCUAUGAGUCAGUUAAAGCAGCUUUGCUUCCUUAUCUUCCUAAGGAGUAUUAUUCUUUUGCCCAUUGUGUGGGAGGUGGUUGUGCAAGCAUUGCCACCUCUUUCAUUUUUACUCCUAGCGAGCGAGUAAAGCAGCAGAUGCAAGUUGGGUCUCAUUAUCGCAACUGCUGGGAGGGAUUGAUUGGAAUUAUCAGAAACGGUGGUUUUCCCUCCCUGUAUGCAGGCUGGGGAGCUGUACUGUGCCGGAAUGUUCCACAUUCAAUUAUCAAGUUUUACACGUACGAAAGCAUGAAGCAAGUGAUGCCAUCUAGCAUUCAACCUAACAUGUUUCAGACUUUAGUAUGUGGAGGAUUAGCUGGAUCUACUGCUGCUUUAUUCACAACUCCAUUUGAUGUGAUCAAGACUAGAUUACAGACACAGAUUCCUGGAUCUAGAAAUCAAUAUGAUAGCGUGCUUCAUGCUCUUUACAAAAUUAGCAAGAGUGAAGGUUUGAAGGGUCUGUACAGGGGGUUGAUGCCACGGUUGAUUAUGUACAUGUCUCAAGGAUCACUGUUCUUUGCUUCAUAUGAAUUUUUCAAGAGAGUAUUUUCUCUGGAAGCGUCACAUCCCACUGGUUUAUACAUCCAGGACGAUGACAAUAAUGUUGAGGACAACAGAAACUUAGAAUUAACAAAUCCAUAAUCAGGAAGCAUCCCCAAGUCAUGAACUGUAUAUUUAAUGCAUUUAUAAUUGCUCCAUUGGCGGAGCCAAGCCCAGAGGUUCGAGGGAGCAUUAGUAAUUAUAAAAACGAUAUAAAUAUAUUAAAAAUGUAACACCCUCUCCCUCUCUUCCCCCCCCCCCUAUAUAUAUAUAUAUAUAUGGGAAAAACGUUUCUCCGGUAACUUGAGAUAAGUUUAUCUUCGGCCAUCCCAAAACUAU
Molecule: messenger RNA, 2376 nt
Organism: Gastrolobium bilobum
Lineage: Eukaryota; Viridiplantae; Streptophyta; Magnoliopsida; Fabales; Fabaceae
Exons: 10
Coding region: 229-2139 (636 amino acids)
Cellular component (GO): mitochondrial inner membrane
Molecular function (GO): S-adenosyl-L-methionine transmembrane transporter activity
Source: RefSeq, a predicted model, not a curated record